AUUUCGAGUUUUUAACAAAAUGGAGCUGGAUGCGGUGCGUUUGGCUGCAGAUUUCUAUCGCAAUAUGCUCAAUGCCGAGCUCUUUAUAAACGAAUGGGUGCAGGAGCGUCUAAGCAGCGCAGAGCCUUUCUGGCGCCUCCUCAGCGUUUAUAUAGAGCCUGGAAAUCUGAUGAAUCUUAUCAUACCAGUGGUUGGCAUUUUUCGUCAAGAGAUGCUCAUACAUUUGGUUUUUGUAGUCAGCCUGGUUAGUGCAUUGAAUUCCUUCGAAAAGUGGAUCUAUCCAGAGCUGCGCCCGCUUUGGUGGCUGCGCGAGCUCUAUGCCAAUGAGAAGGCCUACAAGCCCCAGGUGGCUUUGCAGGCCCACGAGCUCAGCUGCGAAACAAGUGGCGGCAUGCCCUGCACCCACUCCAUGUCCUUUACGGUCUUCAUGCUCAUCCUGAUCUCCUAUCUGUUCGUCUAUUGCCAUCAGCGCUUCAAGUGCUGGAGGCCCAACACCUGGCGCAUCAUCGCCUAUAGCGUUAUAACUGGUUGUGUCUGCUGUGUCUGGCUAAGUCGUCUGUAUUUUGCCACCGAGUUCCUGCAUCAAUGUGUCCUGGGCAGUUAUUUUGGAGUGCGGGCCAUGAACAGCUUCGAGAAGCACACGGACUAUUUAUAUUCACGUCCGCGUGCCUGGUCCGUGCUCGUGAUCGUCCUUCUCGGCUGUGUCGCCAUUGCCGUAUACUUUGUCAAGCUGCAUUUGGGCGUCGAUCCGCAUUGGUCCGUCAGACAGGCCUUUAAAUGGUGCCCCGAACCUACCUAUAUGCGUCACGAGGCUAGUCCCAUUUUCAUGUUAGUACGCGACUUGGGAAAUUUAAUGGGCGUGGCCUUGGCCUCACCUUUGGCCAACAUAAAAGAAAGCAAUACCCGCUUCUGGCGACGCUUCUCUAUGAUUACUCUGCUGGAGCUGCUCAACUUUGGGAUUCGUCUUGCCACACCCAAGCAGCAUGGUCGCUUCGCAUUUCUCGCCUUUGAAUUUAUAAGAAACUCUAUACAUUCCUUUGCGCUAGUUAAGCUUAUCAAAUAA
Molecule: messenger RNA, 1063 nt
Organism: Scaptodrosophila lebanonensis
Lineage: Eukaryota; Metazoa; Arthropoda; Insecta; Diptera; Drosophilidae
Gene: G6P
Product: glucose-6-phosphatase
Exons: 5
Coding region: 20-1063 (347 amino acids)
Biological process (GO): gluconeogenesis; glucose 6-phosphate metabolic process
Cellular component (GO): membrane
Molecular function (GO): glucose-6-phosphatase activity
Source: RefSeq, a predicted model, not a curated record